Messenger RNA from Ordospora colligata OC4, 861 nucleotides. RefSeq names its product catalytic subunit of DNA primase. Gene Ontology annotation, biological process: DNA replication, synthesis of primer. Gene Ontology annotation, cellular component: alpha DNA polymerase:primase complex. The record is from RefSeq and is a predicted model, not a curated record. The coding region runs from base 1 to 861 and encodes 286 amino acids. The transcript has a single exon. NCBI's taxonomy places the organism in Eukaryota, Fungi, Microsporidia, Ordosporidae.
AUGGAUUCUGAUCAGCUGAAGGCGUAUUACAGAAAGCUGUUGCCGUUGGAUGUGAUUUUCAAGUGCCUGGGAAUAAAUGAGUGCCGAGAAGUCUCGUUUGGAACACUCUCUGGAUCUUAUAUACGGUUCCUCAGUUUUGGAUCUGUAGAUGAGUUUAGGAAGAAGCUGAUGAGUAUUGUUCCUGAACGAAUAGACAUUGGGGCGGUGUACAAGGGUCGUCCUGCUAAGCAUAACUGCCCAAGAGUUGCUAGUAAGGAGCUUGUAUUUGAUAUUGAUUUGACGGAUUAUCCCAGGAGUUGUUGUAAUGAAAAGGCUGUUUGCGAGCAGUGCUUUGCGCUUGUGAAGGCAGCAAUCAAGAUACUCGAUUAUUCUCUGCAUCACGAGUUUGGCUUCCACAAGAUUGGAUUUGUGUUUUCUGGAAGGCGUGGAGUGCAUUGCUGGGUGUUUGAUGAGGCAGCGCAAAUGCUGAGUGAUGCAGAACGAGGUGAAAUCGUGAAGUACUAUGACAGUGUUAUUAGUAACAAAGAAUAUCCUGAGCAAUAUGUAAAAAUAUUACGUGAGUGUAUUAUGCAUACCGAGAGCAAAGAACUUGACGAGGCAUGUAUGGAUGAUGCAGAGAUGUUUGAGAAGAUGUAUCUGAGGAUAGAUCGAGAUGUGACGCAGCGGAGAAGACAUUUGAUCAAGAUGCCGUUUUCUGUGCAUCCGAGUACUCUUGUAAUAUCGGUACCGAUAGAUGCUCGGAAUGUUGAUGCAAUCAAGCUGGAUGAAUUUCCCAAAUUGAAGGAUGUGUUAGAGUCACCUGAGGUGCUUGAUCCUUAUAUUGCGAUUGCACAAUCGUGGAUUGAGAGAAAUGAUAUAUGA